Trametes versicolor FP-101664 SS1 is the source of this 2005-nucleotide messenger RNA. RefSeq names its product mitochondrial 37S ribosomal protein RSM22. Gene Ontology annotation, cellular component: mitochondrial small ribosomal subunit. The transcript is spliced from 7 exons. Bases 1 to 1896 code for a protein of 631 amino acids. The record is from RefSeq and is a predicted model, not a curated record. Gene Ontology annotation, biological process: translation. NCBI's taxonomy places the organism in Eukaryota, Fungi, Basidiomycota, Agaricomycetes, Polyporales, Polyporaceae. Gene Ontology annotation, molecular function: methyltransferase activity; structural constituent of ribosome.
AUGCUGCGCCUCGGCUGCAACAGGACUCUCGGUGCCAUUCUGCGUCGACAGUCUGACGUCGCGCGCUGGGCCUCGACCUCAGCAGCUCCCUCUCACCAACCAAAUGCGCCGCUUGACCUUGACCCGGCGUUUCAAGCAUUGCUUAGGGACGUGGAGAUGUCUCUGACCAAUAAAGUCAAGUACGAAGCCUCAAACGUUCCUCGGGAACUGGAAGUGUACCCCCAUGAUCCCGACGCGGCGGAGGAUUACUUGACACCCGCGGAGCUCGACGCACAAGACGAGGGUAUUGGCGGUCAAGAACGGAGGAAGUCUCCCGCGGCAUUUUUCGGGAGCCAAAGAACUGGCGCUGUUGUGCUUCCUUUUGAGAUGCAGUCUACCAUCGGCCGCAUGGUCGCGGCUUCGGAUAAGCCCCAGCUGCAUCGUGACGCCAAGAGGCUGUUCUUCGACGACAGCAGUCCGCGCACCGAGUGGGACUCCGCUUACGACGUGAAAUACAAGUCCGGGAAAGAAGCUGGCAAACAUUCACUGCGGGACGCUACCGCGUUCGCGACCGUUGCGCUUCCUUCCCACUACUCUGCCAUAUAUGCCGUACUCGAUCAUGUCAAACUGCGUCUUGGCCCUGAAUGGCAGGUACGGCGCGUGAUCGACUGGGGCGCUGCCACGGGAAGUGCACUUUGGGCGUCAGGACACGUGUUUCAGGGCCGUGCUGGCGAGCGGGGCCCCGCCGACAUGUCUGGUUUUGAGAUGGCGCAGUCGAGCCUCGACAGCUACCUUGGCAUUGACAAGCGUGAGGGCCUCGUGCGCAUCGGAAAGCGUCUCAUCAAGGAUGUCGAGAUGGGUAGUCUUGACGUAGCUUGGCGAAGGGCGUUCCACGAGGACAACGUCUUAACCCGAGCAGAUGGCUCCGACGUCCUAGCGGUAUCUGCAUUUUUGCUCUCUUCGAUCCCCACGCCGGUAGAGCGGAAGGCGCUUGUAACAGAAAUGUGGGAGAGCGGGGCAGAAGUCAUGGUUCUCAUCGACCACGAUUUCGAGGCUGUCGCAGAAGCUAGAGAACAAUUCCUCAGGCUGGGCAGGAAGGAACUAGAAGAUCCGUUGACCUCCGACCUGUCCAUUAGGGGCUCCCAUGUCGUCGCGCCGUGUCCACAUGACGGCGCAUGCCCGCUAUAUCAGCCGGGAGCCAGCAAGCUGGUUUGCAGCUUCUCUCAGCGUCUACAGCGUCCAGAGUUCGUCCGCAAGACGAAGCACUCCGGCACGGGUCAUGAGAACACGGAUUAUUCGUACGUUGUGAUACGUAGGGGACCUCGCCCGGCGCCGGCCACCACGAAAGUGGGGCGAGUUGGGGACGUCGCCAGACGCGACAUCGCCAAGCAGGUUGACGCGUCGGUAACCCACCUUUCGAUCGACGGAGAACACCGGGCCUCACCCGUUGCGGACGGCAGCCAAGAUGUCGCGGAAGAAGAUGUUCUGGGCCAUGAGGAGACGGCACUCACUACGUCCGAUGUGUAUGCAGCCUUGAGGCAGGAGGCUUACGGCUGGCCCCGUCUAGUCUUCCCUCCGCUCAAACGCAGCGGUCACAUUAUCAUUGACGGCUGCACGGCGGAAGGUCAAAUUAUGCGUAUGACCAUCCCGAAGUCGCAGGGUAAGCAGCCAUUCUACGAUGCUCGCAAGUCCGAAUGGGGGGACUUGUUCCCUCAUGAGCCCAAGAACAAGCCGCAAGUACGAAAAGUGCUUCGCCCGGGACAAACCACAGGGGAGGGGCAAGACAUCGGCAAACGGAAACGCAGGGGUCCCAAAAGCACUACUGCCAACUAUUCUGAGAUGUCGGAGGACAUCAGGGAAGAGCGGCGGGGUCAACGAAGAUCACAGCGACUGGCGGAGGACCAUGGAGGCCACUAGACCACCGUUCAUGUGCUUUUGAAUCGUCGCUUUCAUAUUGCUCUACUCGCUUUCACACCGUAGUUGUAGUACCCUUACCUUAAUGAUCCACACUACUCUUAUAAGGACA